UCCAGCAGCGAGGAUGUCAAAAAUAAUGCGCUCGUGUCCUCAAGAGCAGAAAGUAUAAAUAGUGGGCGCGAGCGCGGACGGAGGUAGAGCGGGAGAGAGAGCGAGCCUGACGGAGAACACGAUCCACAAACCGGAUAGGCUGAAGUCAUAUCUGUUCAUGUAUUUACAUCUGAAGAUGUUGUGCGCAUCCACGUGCGCGGUACUACUGCUCCUGAGCUGUGUGAGCACCGCGCGCGCCUCUUCCUUUGAGUCUGCGGACGUUGUUCCGGUCCGGAUCCCCGCGCGGAGCCGCGGCCGCCUGUGGAAGCGCAGCGCGGAGCCGCCGGUGUUCGCGCUGCGGGCGUUUGGGGAGGAGCUGCUCCUGAACCUGGUCCCGGACGCCAGCUUCAUGGCGCCCUCAUUCUCCAUCCGCAGAAUCCGAGCUGCGGACAGCGGCGUUCCGAACCGGACCCAGGAGACGGGUGGAUCUCUACGGGGUUGCUUUUACUCUGGGAGGGUGGGUCGGGACCGGGACUCAGUGGUGGCGGUCAGCCUGUGCUCCGGCAUCUUCGGCUCCUUCAUCACAAACGGGAAACAGUUUUUCAUCGAACCCAAACAGCUCGGUGGUCUGCCGCGGCCGGACUCCGCAGAGCGGCCGCACCUCAUCCGGAGGAGGACGAUCCGCGCGGAAACUUUUACGCACGGCGCAGGUGACGCAGGGAGCGCGCGGCGAGACAGACGCUUCGUGUCCGCGCCGCGCUUCAUAGAGACUUUGGCAGUGGCGGAUCUGAGCAUGACCCGCUUCUACGGGGAGGACAUCAAGCAUUACAUCCUCACGCUCAUGGCGGUGACAGCGCAGCUCUACAAGCACCCCAGCAUCAAAAACUCUGUGAAUGUGGUGGUGGUGCAGAUGCUGGUGGUGGAGGAUGAUGAGGUGGGGCCGCGGGUCUCCAGCAACGGCGGCAUGACUCUGCGCAACUUCUGUUCCUGGCAGCAGCUCUUCAACUCACCGAGCCAGAGAGACCCGGGACACUACGACACCGCCAUGCUGUUCACCAGAGAGGACAUCUGUGGACAGAAGGACUGCAAAACGCUCGGUGUUGCUGAUGUGGGAACGAUGUGCGAUCCCAAGAGAAGCUGUUCUGUCAUCGAGGACAACGGCCUUCAAGCUGGCUUUACCGCUGCGCACGAGCUCGGCCAUGUGUUGAGUAUGCCCCACGAUGACUCAAAGCCAUGCGAGAGGCUGUUUGGGGAUCUGGGAGGACACUACCUGAUGGCUCCUCUGUUUGUCAGCCUGAACAAAAGCGCUCCCUGGUCGCCUUGCAGUGCCCUCUACAUCACAGAGUUCUUUGACAACGGACACGGGGACUGUCUCCUGGACGUUCCGGAGAACGCCAUGCCGCUGCUGCAGGAACUGCCCGGCACCAGGUACACUCUGGACCAGCAGUGCCAGCAGAUCUUUGGAGAGGAGUUCAUCCACUGCCCCAACAGCUCGCUCAGCGAUCUCUGCAGCCAGCUGUGGUGCCAGGAGGUCGGCACGUCGCAGUGCUCCACCAAGAACGGCAGCUUGGCCUGGGCCGACGGGACGGCCUGCAGCCCCAACCGGUCGUGCCUCCACGGAGUCUGCAUGUCCACGCUGGAGGUGAUGCAGCCGCUGAUCGCCGUGGAUGGCAGCUGGAGCGCAUGGGGACCGUGGCUGCAGUGCUCCAGGACAUGUGGAGGCGGGGUGGAGUUCUCCCACAGGGAGUGCUCUGAUCCAGAGCCUCAGAACGGGGGAAAGUACUGUGAAGGACAGAGGGUUCGGUACCAGUCCUGCAACACGCUGCCGUGUGACAAUGAUAAAGGUAAAAGCUUUCGGGAAGAGCAGUGUGAGAUGUACAACAACCCCAACUACCUGGACCACAAUGGAUAUAUCAAGAAGUGGAUUCCAAAGUAUGCCGGCGUUUCCCCCAGAGACCGCUGCAAGCUGUUCUGCAGGGCACGAGGCAGUAGUGAAUUUAAAGUCUUUCAGUCCAAGGUGAUUGACGGGACGACCUGUGGCCCCGACACCACUUCGGUGUGUGUUCAGGGCCAGUGUGUGAAGGCUGGCUGUGACCAGGUGAUCGGAUCUCAGAAGAGGAUGGACAAGUGUGGCGUGUGUGGUGGAAGCGGUCUCAGCUGCAGGAAGAUCACAGGCUCCUACAACAAAGCCACCUAUGGGUACAGUGACAUCGUCACCAUUCCGUAUGGCGCCACCAACAUCGACAUUAAGCAACGCAGCCACAGGGGGCUCAAGCAUGAUGGGAACUACUUGGCUGUGAAGAGGGAGAAUGGCGAGUUCAUUCUCAACGGAAACUUCUCGGUGACGACGGUGGAGCAGGAUAUUCCUGUGCUGGGCGCAGUGCUAAAGUACAGUGGCUCCUCCACCACCCUGGAGAGGAUCCAGAGCUUCAGACAGCUGAAAGAGGCCAUCACAAUCCAAGUGCUGGCUACUGCCGGAGACGCCAACCCCCCCAAGAUCAAGUACACCUUUUUCAUCCCAAAGGAGACGAUGUUCAACAAAUCUAAAGAGAAAAAAGACUCGUACUCAUCUUCGCUUACGGACAGCCUCUUUGAUGUGCCCUCCUGGGUGACAGGAGAGUGGUCUGAGUGCUCUAAGAGCUGUGGGUCUGGAUGGUCCAGGAGGACUGUUGAAUGCAGAGAUGGAGAAGGACUCCUCUCCAGCCAGUGCGACAAAAACCACCGGCCCACAGACAUCAGGCCCUGUGGGGACCUGCCAUGCCCAAUAUGGCAGAUGGGGCCUUGGUCUGCCUGCUCACAAACUUGCGGCCAAGGGGAGCGUCGGCGCAGCGUCCUGUGCAUAGACUAUACCGGAAAGACUGUUGAGCCAGAUAGAUGUGACCCAAACAAAAUCCCAGAGCCCAUCUCUGGAGAAUGCAGUAACCAUGACUGCUUAUGAAGACGGUUAACACUUCCUGAGUGCACAUGUCAGCUUGGACAGAUUAUUGAGUAAGUGUUCCGGGAACAGGUGUGGGAGCACAAAUAUGUUCACACUUGCUAGAUGAAAUAGUUUGCAUGAGUGUUUACACUCUGUUUCAGAACAGAUCUACAUUCACACCACAUCACCUGCAGCACCUAUACAACCGGGCCAACAAUGGUUUGGAGACCGAUGUGUGCCGACAGGUGUUUCUUAGUGUAAGAUGUCCUGGUUUUGCUAUUUAAAGGUCAAAGUUACUGGUCGUAAUACGCUACCCAUUCAACACUGGAGUUUUAGGUCCAGUGAUGACAUUCUUUGACUACUGUAACCUCCCAACUGUUUCACAAUUAACGUAAUUCCAGUACAUUCUGAAGCAGAGAAAAGCUGCCGUGUGCUGAUAUUGAACACUUUUCAAUUGUCAAGCAUUUACGCAAUCAACAUGAAUCAGCUGGAUUUGACAGUUAAACAUCAGCUUUGGACCGCCACACUUUGCCUAAGUAAUGGGUUGCAUAUCAGCAGUAUCAGAAUCAGCUGAUUUCUGUUAAUCGUAUUGAGUUAUGGGAUGUUAAAGAGCGUGUGCUAUUUAAUUGGUGUUAUAGGUUUAAACACAUCAUCUCUGUUACUUCAAAUAGCCUCAAAUGGCUA
Oryzias melastigma (Indian medaka) is the source of this 3580-nucleotide messenger RNA. Its product is annotated as A disintegrin and metalloproteinase with thrombospondin motifs 8. Gene Ontology annotation, biological process: extracellular matrix organization; proteolysis. The coding region runs from base 158 to 2917 and encodes 919 amino acids. Gene Ontology annotation, molecular function: zinc ion binding; metalloendopeptidase activity. Lineage: Eukaryota; Metazoa; Chordata; Actinopteri; Beloniformes; Adrianichthyidae. The transcript has 9 exons. The record is from RefSeq and is a predicted model, not a curated record.